Molecule: messenger RNA, 294 nt
Organism: Loa loa (African eye worm)
Lineage: Eukaryota; Metazoa; Nematoda; Chromadorea; Rhabditida; Onchocercidae
Exons: 2
Coding region: 1-294 (97 amino acids)
Source: RefSeq, a predicted model, not a curated record
AUGACAAACGAAGUAAAGAAGCAAAAAAUGGAAGCAAUAAGCGGUGCUAUCCAAAUGAUAUUUGAUCCAAUGAAAUUCAUUGUUAUAAGGCAAAGGGGAUGUCUUAUUUUCGGGGUAAGUUUGAAGACUCAGCGCCAGCUGACGCUUCCCGCGGCCCGUGCUAAGUGGCGACGGGGACGGGAAAUGGCCCGAGUCCUCGCACCAGCGCUCCCUGCGGUCGCGCCGAACGACGAAGAAACUAGGCAAUGGACAAUGGCUAGCAGAGGGUUGGGAUGCGCCUUAGGCCUCAUCUAG